GUAAUCGUGACUUGUGCAGCGUAUGGUGAAAUAUAGGCGCGCAGUUGUUUAAUCGUCGAUGAUGUUGCGUAGUGGGCAGUGAUAUAAUUGGAAAACACGUUAACAAAUCGUCGGAAGAUAAUAAAGAAGCAACGUAUUGCAGGACUAGGUUGCUUGCAGUACUGAAUCAAAAUGGAAUCAAUGGAUGCGCGUCUUGUGGCGCAAGCAUUGAACUACCAUGGCCAACAGUUGCAGAAAGUGUGGGAGGGAGAACGCAACGAGAACGAGCUGGCCAUGCUUAAUCUCAAGGAACCAAAUUUUGAAAUCUACCAACAACGUCAAAAGACUCUGAGUUUCGGUGAUAGAGGAAAAAGGCUAAAGCUACAGCAGUUCCUUGCAAAGAAGGCAGAUGCUCUUUAUGAUAAAUCAAAUUUGGAGAAAACAGUUGAACCUAUUAAGCAAGAAUUAGGAGAUGAAGAGUUUGGUCAUUGGAGAUGUUAUUUACGCGCAAGUGAUGGGUAAAAGUGCUGCUGGGCUUCUUCUGAAGGUGCUUUGCAACUGCAGCGAUUGCCCCAGAGUUGUUACCGAUUUAGGAGUUAAGGCUCUAAUAUUGAACACGGCCACAGUGCCGGCGGUGGACAAGAAAGGUGUAACAAGAGGCUACAUGGCAAAUGACCUCAUCUGCGUCGUAGUCAGUGAAGUUAACGUUGAAGCCGAACGAGUUGUUGCAGUUAUGAACGUACCUGCCCGAGAAGGGCAAGCACCACACCCACCUAUGGGACUUAUCCAUUCUGAUGAUCUUCCAGAAGCUUAUAAGAAAGCAAUGGACAACAAAGGACAGUCUUACGAAGCGAUGUUGGAGAAUAGUACUGGCUUCAACAACCCAAACAACAUUAAAUAUCUUUGCGACUUGAUGGGUCUCGGUCAAGAAAACCACUCCAAUAUGGUUGGUUUGAGAGAAAGAUUCCCACCCAAUGAAUAUGCAUCCGAAUUGAGACAAGCGCAGGCCAGUAAGUGGGCAUUCCGAAGCGUGGCUGAAGGUAUAGAUCAUUUCAAGGCUGGACGUCAUACAGAAGCCUUCCAGUGUCUCAAUAAGGCACUUACCGUAGACCCGCGAAACGUCGAAGGUUUAGUGGCACGUGGAGCAUUAUUUGCUAAUAGCGGCAGUUUCAAGAAAGCGAUCGAUGAUUUUGAGACAGCGUUGAAGUUGAAUCAAACUCAUACGAACGCACGUAAAUACAUGGCUGAGACUCUGGUUGCUCUAGGUCGAAGUUACGAAGAUGAAAAGAAGUAUGAGGAAGCUCAAAAGGCAUACGAAAAUUGUUUGGCGAUUGCUCCAUUCCACGAAGAAGCUAGAAACUCUAUCGAGUACAUCAAGUCUAAGACCUUAACAUCUUCUUUGAAUCCUUUGGAUACAUUCAAGAGUUUCGAAACUGAGAACGAUGUCGGCGAAAACAAGAAAGAAAAGAAGAAACGCAAGAAAGAGAGGAAAUCGCGUUCCAAGAAGAGACAAAGAUGGAGUUCGAGUUCCAGUUCAUCAUCGAGUGGAUCUUCGAGUUCCAGUUCCUCCGAGUCCAGCAGUUCUUCUUCAUCCGCAAGUUCACGAUCAGCGUCCCGAUCGCCUAGUCGCAAGCGGAAACAUAAAAAAGAUCAUCGCGGCUCGCUUUCACCUCUCAGCAAGCGAAUGGCCCAAUACAACAAUCCACCAGCUGCCACCACAGCUGCACAUGACGUAAUCGCUCCAGUGUCUUACAGCUCCAAUACUCGUGAUAAGAUGGAUGAUUACGAGAUAAAAGUACGGAAAUUCCUAGAACAGACUAAAGACGACUCUGAUUAUGAGGACAAAGUUAGAAAAUUCUUGGAAGAAACGGCUAGGUGGAAGAGGGAAAGGGAGAAGGAAAAGAAACAUUCAGAAAGUGAGAAAAUGAAGAAGAAGAAGAAAAAAGAAAAGAAAGGAAAGGACAAAGAGAAAGAGGAUAAGAAAAGUAGGAAGAAGAAGAAGAAAGAAGAGCGAAAGAAACGCAAAAAUAAGGACAAGCUUGAACGUGAUUUAGAAGCCUUAAAAAAGUCUUCGUUGCCGGAUUUAGAACAAUUGGAAUCAAAACUGAAUGCGUAUUAUGCAAAAGUUGAAAAAGAGACUGCUGUCUUGAAAAGGUAUGUAGCUCAGUAUAAUGACAUAGCUUCCCCUCUUAGCAACGCGGAGAAGCUCGCUGAAAGUUCACGAAGGGAAGAAGAGCUGCGCAGAGAGAGGGAGAGAGAGAGAGAUGAAGCUUCAAAGGCGUAUCACGAACGGGAAGCUAGAGUACCAAUGACCGCACAGCAACGUAAAGAGAUUCAAAGGAAACCACUGACAGACAUAUUUGAACAAGAAUCGCAACUGAUUCAUCCGGAACCGAAGUUACCUACUCUCGACACGGCUGCAUUAAAUGCGAAAUGGAAAGCUGCACAAGCUGCUAGACAAAAGGAUGUUCUCCCACAAAAAUGGCAAGAUGUUCCGCCAGAGAACAAAAAGAUGCAAUCCAAUGUCGAUAGCGACGAGGACGAUGAUAAUGAGCUCGAAGAGAAAUUGCAGCGUGCGGCGUUGGAAAAGUCCAUGAAUAUACGCAAGCAAAUGCAGCGUGAACUCGCAGAGAAGAGAGCAGCAGCUGCUCAGCCUAUGUCCGCGCCGACUCCACCGCCAUUGCCCAAAGAACCUCCGAUGCCAAAACAGGCACCGGUGAAAUAUCCUACACCACAACCGCAGAACAAAUUCCAGUCAUACAAGGAUCCUUCUAUAUCGGCGCCGCAAACAACACCGACGAAGUUCAGUUCAAAUAACAAUCUUGGUGGCAAGUUUCAACCGAUUGGACAGAGUGGUAACAGUGGUGCUGGCCAUCCACCAGAACCACCGCGUCCUCCUCCACCAGCGAAAAACCAAAACCAGGCCAAAGGACCCAGAACAGAUUCUGACAGCGAGACAGAAAGACAACAUAGACAGACGCCUAAGAAACGCGAGUCAACGGGCAGAGGAGGAGCUGUAACGAAACGAAUGAGCAGAGACCGGCCGGCGAAACGUUCGCGCAGCAGAUCGCGCAGUGCCUCCAGUUCAGGUUCUUCGAGGUCUCGUUCACCAAGAAGAAGCCGUUCAAGAUCCUACUCAAACCGCAGAUCCGGAAGUUACGAAAGAAAGUACAGUCGGUCACCAUCAGGCACUUACAGUAGAUCACGUUCUAGAUCGCGUUCCCGAUCUUAUACCAGAAGUCGUAGCCGCAGCAGGUCCGGUGAUAGGAGUUACUAUCGCAAGAGACAAUUUCGGCCGUAUAAUAACCGCGGCACUUACUACAAGCCCCGUUUCCAGGGCUUCAACAAUCCGAACCAUCGUGGCGGUGGUAACAAUUUCCAAAAUCGCAACCGGUUCUAUAAUAAUCAGCAUAACAAUCGCUUUGGCAAUAGACGUGGCGGUGGUUUCAAUAAUCGUGGUGGUGGACGCGGACGUGGUGGUAAUCGUGGCGGUCGAUUUUUCCACGGUAAGCAGGGCUUCCGCGACUUCCGAGAUAGGCGAGACUUCAGAGAUCGUCGUGCCGCUUCCCGCGAUAGAUACAGCGAUCGUAGUUACUCACCCGAUCCGAUGAGAAAGGUCGACGAAGCGAAGGAAAAGAUCAACAAGAUGCUCGAGGGCGGGGACGACGUGAUGGAGCAUCAGCAGGGUGGCGGAGGGUCGAACGUUCCUCCGAGUAAAAGACAAGAUGGGCCUUUGAGCGAAGGUGAAGAAAGGGACGACGAUGACUACGAGAGGUGGGGAGAGGGCGAGGGGGGCGACACAGCUAAUAAGAAUGAGGUCGGACCUGUCGACGAUAACCUGGAAGGCAAGGAGUACUUCAUUGAGCGCAUGAAGCAGCGAAGCAAGAAUGUUUUAAUGCAGAGAACCCUUGCUGCUAAG
Molecule: messenger RNA, 3898 nt
Organism: Heterotrigona itama
Lineage: Eukaryota; Metazoa; Arthropoda; Insecta; Hymenoptera; Apidae
Source: the annotation of a GenBank genome assembly